UCGUCACGGCGGCCGAGCCGGGCCAAACGCGACAAGGGAAGCCAGUAGCGAAGGAAAGUCGUUAGGCUCCCACAAGGGCGGGGCUUAAGCCGUGUUGGGAAGCUGCAGGGAAGGCGGGGCUUCCGGUUCCGGUGGGGCUGUCUGUAGCGACGGACAUGGCGGCGACAGCAACGGAGGCUGCGGCCUCCGGCUCUGAAGAACCCCGGGAAGAGGCUGAAGCCCCCAGCCUCGCCUGGGAUGAGUCCCAACUGCGUAGUUAUAGCUUCCCGACCCGGCCCAUCCCGCGUCUGAGUCAGAGCGACCCCCGGGCGGAGGAGCUUAUCGAGAAUGAGGAGCCUGUGGUGCUGACAGACACAAAUCUUGUGUAUCCUGCUCUGAAAUGGGACCUUGAAUACCUGCAGGAGAACAUUGGCAACGGAGACUUCUCUGUGUACAGUGCCAGCACCCACAAGUUCUUGUACUAUGAUGAGAAGAAGAUGGCUAACUUCCAGAACUUUAAACCCAGGUCCAACAGGGAGGAAAUGAAAUUUCAUGAGUUUGUUGAGAAACUGCAGGAUAUACAGCAGCAAGGAGGGGAAGAGAGGUUGUAUCUGCAGCAAACACUCAAUGACACUGUGGGCCGGAAGAUUGUCAUGGACUUCUUGGGUUUUAACUGGAACUGGAUUAAUAAGCAACAGGGAAAGCGUGGCUGGGGACAGCUGACAUCCAACCUGCUGCUCAUCGGCAUGGAAGGAAAUGUAACACCUGCUCACUAUGAUGAGCAGCAGAACUUCUUUGCUCAGAUAAAAGGCCACAAGCGAUGCAUUUUAUUCCCUCCGGAUCAGUUUGAGUGCCUGUACCCAUAUCCUGUUCAUCACCCAUGUGACAGACAGAGCCAGGUGGACUUUGACAAUCCUGACUACGAGAGGUUUCCCAAUUUCCAGAACGUGGUUGGUUAUGAAACAGUGGUUGGCCCUGGUGAUGUUCUUUACAUCCCAAUGUACUGGUGGCAUCACAUAGAGUCAUUACUAAAUGGGGGGAUUACCAUCACUGUGAACUUCUGGUAUAAGGGGGCCCCCACCCCUAAGAGAAUUGAAUAUCCUCUCAAAGCCCAUCAGAAAGUGGCCAUAAUGAGAAACAUUGAGAAGAUGCUUGGAGAGGCCUUGGGGAACCCACAAGAGGUGGGGCCCUUGUUGAACACAAUGAUCAAGGGUCGAUACAACUAGCCUGCCAGGAGUCGAGGCCUCCUGCCAGGUGACUGCUAGCCCGUCCACACCGCUUCAUUGAUGAGGACAGGAGACUCCAAGCGCUAGUAUUGCACGCUGCACUUAAUGGACUGGACUCUUGCCAUGGCCCUGGAGGCAGGUGUUUGGGGCAAGGCAGGGUGGUUGGCGCUCCACUCCCAUUUGGAGGGACUUCUUGCCCUUGCCUCUGUGCCCCAGCAUCUUCCCUCUCUGCCCCCCCUAAGGUCCUGCAUUCAGUGUGUGGAGUCCCAGCUUCUGGUUGUCAUCACGUCUGUGUGUGUCCAUCUGUCACCCUCGGGAUGUGUGUGCGUGUGUGUGCAUGCACACGCGUGUAUGUAUCUGUUCCUUGCUUUCUCCUUCUGGGUCAGGAUGCCACUGCUGGCUCUCAGUCCUGUCUCCUGCAACCUCAGUGCCUCAGCCUGAGAGUUAGAUGGUCUUGGACGCCCACUAUGUUUGGGCUGCAGGGCCAGUCUUCCUCCUUCCAGUUUUCACAGUUUUCACAGUCAGGCUCUAGGCUGGGUGGGAAUGGUUACUGGGACUCCUAAUGGUGAGAGUGAGAAGGAGGCUUGCCUCUAAGAGCCUAGAUGACCUUCCUGUGAGAGAAUUAGAGAGUUCCAACUUGAACCUUUAAGCUCAAGCCAUACAUAGAAAAGAACCUUGGGACAUGAAACCCAAGGAUCAUGCACAAGUUCCAAACUAGAGACACAUACAGCUUCUCUCUUUCGGCACCAGCUCUUGCUCUCUGUGCUGAGUACCAAGGGAGUCCUCCUAGUAGUGGCUUCUCUAGGUUCUAGGGGUAUAAGCCUGUGUGUGUGUGUGUGUGUGUGUGUGUGUGUGUGUGUGUAUGUCUGUAUGUGUGUGUGUGUGUGUGUGUCUGUGUGUCCCCAUCCACACUGGCCUGCCUCUCUGCUUACCAAGUUUCUCCACUGCUUAACCUUACCCAGUGGGACAUACAGUGUAAGCCCCAGGGAAGUACUGCCUGACCUAGCCUAAAGCUUUUAAACUCAGUUUUAGCCAUUGGAUGUUGGUCAGGUCUCACUGCAACCUGCUUGAGGCUGACUGGCUAGAGCCUCCAGGUCCUGUGACCCUCCCUGCCCAGGCCACAUCCUCUCUUCCUUGGAGCUUCCUGGCUGAGUAGAUGAAAUGGGGUCCAGCUUAGGUAGCUAACUUACCACCUGUCAUCCACCUCAGGUCAAGGACAAAAAUGUAGCCUUGCCUCUUAAAGCCAGCACCUCUGCCAGACCCCACUGUAAUGUUCCACAAACACCCUUGAAAGUCAGGGCAACUGACGGAGCACAGAAGUGGAAUUUCCUUUUCUGUUCAUUGUUACUUGUGGGAACCCCUCUCAGGGCUACAGCUUACAGCUGGGCACUGCACAAUGCAAAGGGCCAUCAGUCACAUGAUUCAGUAGAACUGGGGCCACUGGAAUUGGGCAGUAUGGUGGCCUUAUGGCCCUUUGUUUUCUCACCUCCACUUCCAUCUCUAUGCCCCUUCUCUCUGUCUGGAAGGAAAGAAGAGUUGGAAAACUCUGGGGUUUUUCCUUUCUUUUUUUUUUUUUUUUUUUUUUUUUUUUUUGCCAAAGGUUUACUUUCAGUGUCUGAGCUGUGGCUCUAACCCCCAAAGCUCAGUUUACAGUUACAGCGCACUGAUGGACUGAGAGGGUGUGUGUGUAUGCAUGUGUGCACCUGUGUGUGUAUUUUGGAUAGGGGUGUUUAUUUUUAGUGCCCCAUUCUGGGGUUCUCUGAUGCAGUGUGGGUGUGCAAACACGGUACCUACCUUCUCAAGUGUAGUUCUUUCAAAUAUAGCCAAUGCUGGAAAAUGUGAUUGCAGUGAUCUCCAUCCCUCCAUUUCUUGGGAAAGAGGAGCAUUAGCAAAGAAAACAAGGCAGAGGAUAAACAUGACUACAGUCAAACUUUGAAAGGUAGCAGAUUAUUUUUGUUCUCCUUAGCAGGUCUGCUGUAUUCCUGGCUCAGCCCUCAAAGAUGUGGGUGAUGUGCAGCAGGGAGGCAUGUGCCACUCAACUGAUCCUUGUUGAGUGCUGUGCUGACACAGAUCUGACCUAAGGUGACAUAGGAGGAGGGCCCUUUACAGGAUUGGUCCUGACCCUUGGGUAAUAUAAUAGUGACCCUGAUUAUUAAGACACCUAAUAACAGCCUAGUGCUUUUAUCUUUGGUUCUCAUCCUGCCAGGUAGGUAUUUUCCUUUCACAGCUAAAGAAAUGGACUCAGAGAGGUUUCAGUGAUUAGUGGCAAUCAGGAUUUGAACCUAAUGUUAAUUUGACUGCAAACCCCCUGCUACUCCCUAUCCACAAAACUGUUGGUUCUCCUACCUUGCCACUUCCCUUGAACUAUCGUCCGUCCUCAGAUCUCAUGCCACUGGGCAUUGUCCAUGAGGGUCCACAAGGUAUAGCUUAGGGUAAAAGCUUUUUUGGACUCUUGGGAGAACUACUGGGAAGCCCUGUUCUAAGUUAAGAGUGCUGGAAGGAGUGUGGGGAAACUGAGUUCUAGAUCCCAGUGCAUUUUUUUUCCUUGAAUAGGACCCAUAACUUUUCCCAGCUUGCUUCUGCACCUGUAGGAUUGAAGAUCCAGUUCUAGAUGAUAACUAGGAACAUUUAUUCAUGUUCUGUUGCCUCCUUUUCCCCCAAGGAAAAGAUCUAGUCUUUUCACUUAGGGCUAAGUUAGGGUUGUUUAAGCUCAAAUUCUACUUGCAGCUGCAGAAACAUAUCUGCUCUGUUGCUUACUACCAUGCUAGCCAGCAGAGUGGAGCCAAGGGAAGGUGGUGGGGCUCUGGACCUGAAUGGAGGUCUGCCAUGUUACAGGCUCCCAUUUUCACAUCAGCAGGUACACAGGAAACUGCUCUUUUGUGAAGUCAAAUAUUUGUUGGGGGGUUGGAAUUCAGGGGAGGGAGGAGGGGCUGUUCUGGGCAUCAGUUGAGCAGAUGCCCAGGAUGCCUGGGGGAGACCAGCUUCCCCUACAAAUCAGAGCUCUAAAUUACAAGGUUUUUACCAACGCGAACAGUUGGGGGAAGUCGUAUGCUCUCAUUUGCGUAAUGGUUUCUGUCACUGGUGAUUAGACACAGGAUGAAGGAAAAGAAAUUUGACAAUUAGGAAUGAGCGAUCAUUAAUCUGAAUCUGUUAGGAGACAGAGAGGGGAAGGAUCCUUAUCAAUGGGCUAGCCUAGUAUGGGGACACCCUCCCUCUGCCCCCACCAAAGACUCUUGGGCCACAUACCCUUCCAUUGUUCCCACAAGCGGGCUGGGCUGAUGUUUCUUAACAAACCCUAGGUAGGCACAAUCCUCAGUCUGAGCUGGAUACAGUAUAUAGGCAUAAGCCAUCAGAGAGGUGGGUGUCAAAUGCAAGUGUUAGGGCAAAGAAUACUAAUGGAAUGGUUUUGACGUGUUUGCUGUUUGUGGAAAAAAUUCUUUCAAUCAAUACUCCAGAUAGCCCACCUGUGACAAAUGUUUGUUGCAUUCCAGCACUGCAGGGUGUGGAGAAAACCUGGUUUUUAUCCCCUAGAAGCUUCUACUUAGUUGGAGAGGAAACCACACAAAACAGCCAGAGGUUAUGAGGCCAUGAAUCUUGUGAGAACAAGAUGAAAGAUUGUGGAAAAAGGAGGAAGAUAGUAGAGAGCAAGCUCUCCUACCAGGUUCCUCCAAGGCCUGGGGCUCCUCAGUGGGGGGACUCUUCACUCCAGGCCUCCUGGCAAUGUUGAUUUUUUCCCAGUCCAUGCAGCCAAAGUAGUUGCUGAAGGGCACUGAGGCACCCCACCCAGGAGUGUGCACAGGGGAUGAGAUGACAUCCUGUGGCCUGAGUCCUAAGGUGUGGAGGAUCCCAAUUUGUAUCUUCCCAGGUCUCCGUGGCACCUUAAUAUGCAUUCUUUCUGUCUUCACACUUCAAGCACUAUGUUAAUUUGCACUAGUUGCUGUUUGUUCCUCAGUUUUGUGACUUGCAUGUGGUGGGUUCCUUAGAUCAGAGGCUUCCUCAGAGAUUGGGGACAGGGACGGUUCUACGGUUCUCUGUCUCCUCUUAAGAGUGUGAACUUCCCACAGACAGGACUGCAUCUCUCUGAGGCUUCUACUCUUCCAGGUUGGGUAUGGAGUUUUUAGUAGGGCAGUGGGGAAUAGCCCUCAGUGACUAGUUUUACCCAAACAGGAUGGAUGCGGGGAUGCACCUGGAAGUGGCUCAUGAGGUUCCAGAGGCCCUGGUUUUUCAGCCCUUUUCUUGUUCUUCUCUGGAAAUUUCAGUGCUCAUCCUUCAGUCCUUCUGAAUGCUCUAGUGUCUUCUCAAGCUUCCUGCAUGAAGAGAUAUUCUAGCUUCCGUUUCCAGGGCUCCCUCAGUUUCUCCCACUCAGGCUCCCUCUGUCCAGUCUCGCCCUCAGCCAAGGACCUUUUUCCUAAACGGUUGUCCUUUCUUCAAAAGCCCUAUGGCUGCAAAUAUUUGGAUAGACUUUCUCUAGGAUCUCUCUCCUCUAGGCUUGACCCUGAGCAUCUUUGAGUUAUCUUCCUUUUUUGACCUCAUUUGUUCUGCGUCUGCUCUGCCCUCUUAGCAUCCUUUUGCUAAUUCUAUGCAGUCUGAUUAGCUUUUCUAACUCUGGUGGCCCUUUUGCUAGUCUUCAACUAUCUCUGUUUAAUCAUCAUAGGUCUUGGGUCCUCAGUGUGGCCAAAACUGAGCACUUUCUGGUACGUUUCUAGGGGACGAGGCCUUAGACACUGGCAACAUUGAGGCCCAGGGACCUGCAGUCUAUGGGGCCUCCAGAGCUGGGUGAGGGGAGGGUACCUAGAGUCUUAGAUAGUGGAGAGCCAGUGAGGAGGGAUUGGGUAGGAGAAUCCCCAGGUAUGGAUCCAGGCCUGGCAAGCGAGGGUGGAAAAAGCAGUUCUGUGUUCCCAUCUAAAUGCAUCUGUGUGCCUUACAGUCAGGGAUGGUGGGCAUUUUGUGAAUGUCUCCUAGUUUAUUUCAGGUGUCUUUGGCAAUGCUCUGAGUCACCAAGUUUGGCUGGCCUCUGGAUUUCAGCAAUUGCUGGAAGAGAAACAGCAUACUGAGUAGUUGAUACCAGGAGCAGAGGUCUUAUGAGAAAAGCUGUGGAAGCUGGGGUAGCAAGGCAGGGACCUGGUGAUCAGCUUACCCAGGCUAUCUUGACACCUCCAAGUAUUUACAAAAGCUGACUAAAGUGAAAUAGUGAGGCCUCACCUUCUUCCUUACCUGAAGUCUGGGUUUCAGGUAGUAUUUGGGGAAGGAGUAUAUGUCCUUUAACUUCCAGUGAGAAACAGUCUCAGAUAAUGUUUUAAAGCAUGGAUUUUAGAGCCAGGUGUCUGGUUCAGAUUUCUAGCUUUACUACUUAACUAGCAGGUUUAACAUUGAUAAUUGACUUAUCUUUUCUGAGCCUCAGUUUCCUCAACUCUAAUGAUAUGUAUUGAACUGAGGGGGGAUGUUGAGAAUAUCUACCUCAGGGUUGUUGGAUUAACUGAAACAAUGUAAAGCUUUAGCACAGUACCUGACAAGCACUUAAUAAAUGGCUGUGGUGGUGGUGGUGGUUGUUAGAUUUAUUAUGUAACUUAUUCAAAAACUUGAUCUUAGUGGUUUGUGAGCAGAUUUCCAGUGAUUUCUCUUCUCUCAAGAAAACUGUAGCAAAGAACAAGGAAAAUGUCCUGUAGACACCGUUACUGAGUUGAAGGCACACAAAAGGGCCUUAGUACCUAAACCUUAGAGGGAGGGAAACAGGGAAGUGUCUGAUGCCUUCUGCCUGGUCGACCAGAGUUUAUCAUUCUCCACACCCACCCAGGAUUAGGGUAAGAAACCAUCAGGUAUGAGCUUUCCUUAUACCAUUUGAGGGGUGAGGGCAGCUGAAUGGGUUCCCAUCACUCCUGGAGCUACGCUGACUUCACAUUGUGAGAUACCACAGCAGUCAUGUUGGGCUCCAUUGGUUCAGUUUCAUUCCAUUAUCCGCAAAGUAUUUAAAUUAUAUGUAGGUUAAGAUGGUUCUGGGGUAGAGGGGUAUUCAGAAGAGAAUUCAGAAAAAUAACAGACUGGAAUGGAAUCUUAAUAGCUAGCAUUUUCAAAGUGUCCUGGAGCAUUUCUGCUUUGGACCCUGUACUAGUUUGUACCCAUGUGCUCUCAGUUCAGUGGGGACACCAAGCAGGCAAGUUAGCAUCACAGAUGUGCAGAGGAGAAAUUGGGUGUUCACAGUAGGCUUCCUCCAGGAAGUAACAUAGUCUAAGCUGGUAUCUGGAAGAGAACCAGGGGUUGGGAAGUAAUAAAGAGCAUACAUUUCUCCUCUGGCUGCUUUGCCAGUUCCCAAACACUGCUCCUCUGUGUUUAAGGGUUUUGUUAAUAACUCCUAGGAAGGAACCAGAUGAUGGGCCCCAAAAGAAAACCCUUUGGUUAGUCACAGAAAUCUUUGGAAAUCAUUUUGGUUACUGGUCUAGGUUUGCCCUGGAGUACACAUGGAUUGGACUUGCUCCUUUGUAGCCCUUUCACUGUCCUCUUUGUGAGAAGUCUAUCUGCAUUCUGGCCUCUGGAGCCACUCUGCCACUCUACUUGGAAGAAAUGCUGGUACGGUUACUCAGAUGUCAGCCUGAGAUACAUUCUGGCUGCCUGGAAUUCUCAGCCUCUUCCACACUGAGAUCUCCUGAUCACAAGUCUGCCCUAAUGCCCAGCCACCCCACUAUGAGCCAGGCUUCUCUGCAGUGCCCCUAUAUAGCCAUGCACAACAUCUUACAUCUGACCGUGGUCCCCAGCCUCAUGGGUGGAGAAGACCCCCUCUCUAGCUUGUGCCAAGUCAUUUCUGUACUGUAGACCAUCCUGUAGUCACCUUGUAUUCACCUCUUUGCUUCUAGAUUUCUUUGGCUCCAGGCCUUGGAAGCCUUUCUCCUUGGCCCCAGAAAAUGUUGCUGUGCUUUAUUCAGUUUGCUUAAAACCUACCUGGUCAUUGAGGUCAGUUCUGCCCUUGAGGGAAGCCCUGCUCCUUAACCCAAAAUCUCACCUAUGUCUGGACUAGGUUUUUAUUACCUCUUCAGUAUAUAGUGUAUAGUGCAACAUAGGAUAGUGGUUGAGAACGAGGGCUUUGCAUAUCUGGCUUUGAAUCCUAGAUCUGCGUUCUGUAUAACCUCGGGCAAAUGACAAAUUGCUUGUAACUCCUUCAUAUUGUCCGAGGAUAACAUUAUCUACCUUAUCAGGGAUGUGUGAAAUACAGUUUGUAAAGAAAGUCUUAGCAGAGUAAAUUCCAUAGCAAGGCUCAGCCCUUCUGGUUCUCAAAGCCUUCACCUCUAUUCCUCAUCUAGCUCUCCAAUUAAAGUCCUGCUUCUAAUCUCAGGGCAAGUCUAGUUAUUGACUUGUAGGCAGAACAGAGCAGAGGUAUGAGUAUAAACUUUCCUGCACAUGUUAACAGUCCCUACUCCUCAGUGACCGGAUUCACAAGGACCCUAUCAUACCACUGUCAUGGGGAAUGAUCUUCCAAAAUCUCUUUUCUGGAAUAUUAAAAAUAUCCGAAGCACAAUGUCAGUGACAAUAGAAAGCAUCAGAACUGCUGCCGGCAGGGAUAAGAGUCACUGAAGGUGUGUACAAGGUGGCAGCAAAGCAGACAGGGACACAGGAGACAAGGAGAUUGGUGCAGAGGCCACCAUACUAUCUAGAGGCAGCAGAACCAUGGGCUUAAAAGGUUUCCUCUAAGUUUUUAAGUAGUGAGCUUUUGACUUAUGUUAUUUGAGCCUGACUUAUGACUUAUGUUAUUUGAUCGUACCCACUUCACUGUCAGUGUGAUCCUUGCUUUCACAAGGGUUUAUGUGAUGUCCUGAUAAGAAUAGAGGCAUUAGAUGUGCUUCCUGGGUUUGAAGUCCCUAUUUGCUGCUUCCUGACUCUAUCUUUAGGUGAGUUUAAAGGCUCUCAGUCUUGGCCAUUUCAUCUCUGAGGGGUGGGAAAUAGCACAGGACUUGCAUUGUUGUCUUAAGUAUACGUGGGAAUGUUUUAAAAAUACUCAGUUCAGCAUGAAUUCUUAGGAAAUGGUUUAUUAUUAAGACUCAGAUGUCUGUGAACAGUGUUUAGUUAGUGCUUGGAGCGAAGGAAACUGCUGGCAUCAGGGCUUUUGGGAUCCUACUGUCUCAGGACACAGUGCUCAAAGCAGAAUCUCAGAGGAGAUGGCUUGUUGGGAGAGCAAAAUGGAAAAGACCAUAAGUCUUUGUAAGAGCCUGAAUGCCUGAAAGGCAGCACUAGAGAUAAAGAUGGUUAUGCCAAGGUGGGGUCUUGAGAAACAGAGGCGAAGACCUAGGCACUGUUGACCACCUAAUCCCCAGAAGAACAAAGGAAAUGGGACAGAAGAGUGUCUGUGGAGGACACUGGCUGAGUGGAAAGAACAGAAGGAUCAGGGACAGUGAACUUAUGUGUGAAUCUUAGGUGUACUUUUCACAGGCUGGGUGACUUUGAGCAUGUUUGUCUCGGCUUCAUUCUCAUCUUUAAAAUUGGCUAGUAACUGCUGCUACCUUGCUUACAGGAUAGAUGAGACAACAUAUGUGAAAAUGCUGUCUAAACAGAGCACUGUAUGUUUGUUGUUGGGGUGAGGGUUUAGGAGAGCUUUUCCAGAGUGAAUGGGCUACAGAAUUGCAAGUGGUCACAGAGUAGUGCCCCCCUCAUUUCCAGUGGAAAUGGUAAGGUAGCAUUUCCCACCAGGACACUAUUCUUUCAUUUGACUAGGAAGGAUUUGAUUGAAGAAAGAAAAGCAGUGUAGUGAGAAGGGCAAGUUUUGGAGUUGCAUAGACUGGGUUUGAAUCUUGGUUUCACCAUUCCCAAUAUUGAGAUGGUCAGAUCACUUGCCAUAUCUGAGCUUUGGUUUCUUAACAGGCCCUUUCAUGUGGUUAUUGAGAAUAAACGAGACACCUCCCGUGAAACAGCUCACUGCACAGUGCCUAUUAAGUGCCCAGUAAAUGUUUGUUUCCUUUCUUUUAUUUCUUUACCCCUUAGGAAGUAUCUAGUUUACCCAGCAUAAAAGGUUCUUCGUUAUCCAUGCCUUAGUACGAACAAGUAAUAUCAGAUUUCUCUUCCUUUCUAGAGUGAGAUCUGUUGCCUUAAAGAAGUAUGACUCGGGGAGAAUUGAGAAGGGGGCAGAACUCCACAGUAUUGGGGAUGGAGUAGGGGUACUCUGGUUAUCUGGUCAGCAUGGGGGUGAGUAAACAAAAGGUAAUGUUGAGAGGUGAAAAUUUUUCAAGAAAAAAGCUGGGUGCUGAAUGCUAGGGGGAAAGCCAGUUGCGCAGGGGCUUUGGAGUGGAGUGGAGAAUGGAGUGGAGGCAAGAAGAUCAGAGUUCGGGCAGCCCUGGUGGCACAGCGGGCCUGCAGCCAGGGGUGUGAUCCUGGAGACCCGGGAUCGAGUCCCACGUCGGGCUCCCAGCAUGGAGCCUGCUUCUCCCUCUGCCUGUGUCUCUGCCUCUGUGUGUGUGUGUGUGUGUCUCAAUAAAUAAAUAAAAAUAUUGAAAAAAAAAAAAAAGAUCAGAGUUCAACCAGGAGAGCCUUAGGAAUUGUGACUAAAAGUCAAAGUUAUAAAGAAGUCUUGCACUUAACCAACUGUCAUUUUAAUACCUGUAGGAGUUGUGAUCCUCCCAGAAAGGAAGAAUAUAAAAAGAAAGCAAGAAUUCUCAAGAUGGAAAUACUUUUUAUUAUUGUUUUUUAAGUAAUUAUUUAUGCCCAGUGUGGGGCUCAAACUCAUGACCCUGAGAUCAAGAGUGGCAUGGUCUACCAACUGAGCCAGCCAGGCACCCCAAGAUGGAAAGACUUUAAACUGUUUUCAAAUCCAAGGAUAUGCAUCACUCAAUGAGGGUAUAUGACAUCCUAGUUGGGGUUCUAGACUUCCAUGAGAAAAUGCAGUUAGGUACUAAAGAGCAUAGAACCCAGGUAUAUGAACUGGGUGACCGCUUCUGUAAGUAGUGGAGGUCCUUCAGGCUUUCAGAGGAUGCAAGUAGGACUUCCUGGGUCCUUAGAAUCCAGUCACUGAUCCAACCAAUGUUUCUGCAAUGUUUCUGGUUUUAUAUCUUCAGCCAUCUGGGAAGGCAACCUUGAAAUUAUCAGGGCAGCAUCAAUUGCUUCCUUUGUAGGUCUGCAUCUUAAUGGUAGAGGACUUAGGAUGAAGGAUGGAUAUGUUUAAGAACAUCAACGCCACAGCAUUACUACAUUUGCUUUAAGGAAUCUAUGCCAUUUGUAUUUUCAAUCCUUGACAUGUGGAAGAGAGUUUGCUUCUUAGUUUAAUAGGUUUACCUUGUAACAUCAACUAAAGAAUGUUGAGUAAUUGAUUUAGACUUGAAUUUUACAUUGAAAUCUUGCUAAGUGUCUUUACAGUUUUGGAACAUUUUAAAUGAUUUAAGAUUUGCUGUAUUUAUAAACUUAAUUUAUUGGAUAUAUAAUUAUUUGGGAAGGUUUACCUCAGUCAGAUAAAUGAAGUACUUGAGGAAAUCAAAUACAUAACCUUCCAUUAAAUCAGACUCCUUUGUUUUAUAAGCAAAAUAAUAAGGUUUGUAAUGUGAACUUAAACGUUUAGACAAGAAUUAGGAUUUUGAAAAUGUAACUUUGAAAACUGAAUAUCGCUUUUACAACUAAUUUUUGGUUAAUUAUUUCUGUACACAAAAGUCACCCUUGUGGAUAUCAAAAAACUCAGGGAAUGUAGUAUUACCACAAAGCCAAAUCUUUAGUCUCUCCAGAUACCAGGCAACUGGCAGCAGUUAAGAAGACCAGCAUGGGUCAAACCAGAGCUACAGACACGUUCUUUGAAAGCUUUUUAAGUUCUUUGGCAGCAUUUAAGAUAAACUUUCACCUAAAAAGCCAGAUUUUGGCUUCUCUGGAAAAUUGGAAGAUCUGACAAUAAAAUUACAUUUUCUGUCUGAUGACAAUUGGCUGGAGCUGAGUAGCUGCUACCACCCAUGGGGGAGGUGGGGGGCUGUUCCUUCCAGUUUGCUAUAGUCAACUCUUCUCAUUUUGGUACCUUAUUCCUGGUUUGUCUCAUUUCUGUGAUCUCACUGGCCGAUAAGAAUUUUUGAGUGCAAGACCUCUGAACUAGAGGUUCUGAGGUUCCUAACAGCUGGUGUAUAGCCUGGGUAAGGGCUCAGGAAAAAUGUAGGCCCCACCUUUCUCUCUGUCUCAGUGUCUGCACACCAGCUAGGCUGUCUUCCCAUCUGACUUGGCUCCAGGACUGGGUUGAACCCCUAUACAAAAUAUGCAGGGACUUCCCUGUGUUUGCUGCUCUUUUCUGUGACCAGACCAGUUCUAGAUCUUUUCUUGCCCAAUUUGCCUAGGCUCUUACCUCAUGUCUCAGUUCCUGUGAACUUUCUGAUUACCUUUACAAUUUGACCACAGUCUCACUUUGUUAGGGUGAGGACCACCAGGCUCUCUGCUUUAGGUUAUAACCAAUAUCUUUGGCCUGGUUGUGAAUCUUCUGACUUAGACUCCCAAACCCUAAUCCAUCUCCACCAUCACUGCUCACUGUCUGGGCAGUGUGGUUACACAACUGAGGGGUGGAAGAUUGCUGAAAGUUCAGGGAAUGGAGGUAAUGUUGGAAGUGUUUGAUUUUCCAGAGAAAGAGGCAGCUAAUAGAAGGCUUUUUAGGGGAGGAAGAUCACUACACAUACUUGAAGGAUAGAGGAGAAGACAGUAGGAGACAAUUUAAGUGUGAGAAUAAGGUCUCAGAGAAGACACAGGGUAGUAGGAUAGGAAAUGGCAGUAGUUGCUUCUUGGAGAUCCUGAAGCUCAGAAAUACUUGCAGAGGCAAAAGAUGCAGGAGGGAGCACUGUUGGGAGUCUAUAAUCCCCUAAUGUUCUGGUUAUAUAAAUAAUACUAUAUACUUUGGAAAGAGGUUGUGGUUAUGUUGGGGUCACAGCCUGGAGCAAGAGAACUCUCCAGCAAUGCAGCCGAUAGCCUUUCACAAUAUCUGUAGGACGUAGCAGAAACAUCUAAACCGAAUGGUCUUGUAGCUUGGUGAAAAGCCAGAUCCAGUGAGGGUUGAUUAAUGGAUCCAUGUCAUCUUAGACCAGAGGGAAGUCUCCAGCAGUAUACUGUAGGGCUCAUUCUGGGCCUGUGUCCUGUCUGACAUUUUUAUUGACAACUGACCAAAGCAGCAGGCUCAUCAAGUUUGCAGGUGAUAGAGCUAGGAGGGGCAGCUAAUACUUUGCAUGAAAGAGUCAGGAUUCAAAAUGAUUUCAACAGGCUGGAACACUGGGCUGGAACCAACAAGAUUAAAUUUAACAGGGAUAAAUGUAGAGUCCUGCACUUAGGUUAAAACAAAAUCAAUGACAUAAGUACCGGGUGGGGGGCGGGCCCAGCUUGACAGCAGUUCGUGAAGAAAAGACCUGGGGGGUUUAGUUGACUGCAAGCUCAAUAUGAGUCAACCAUGUGAUGUGACUGCUAAAACCUCUAAUACAAUCAUGAAUUGCAUUAACCAAAAAGGAGCAGCCAGAUCAAGGGAGACCAUUACCCUGCUGCUUUGUCAGAUUGUCAGGCCACCUCUGGAAUACUGGGUCCAACUCUGAGGUCCUUUUUUAAAGGAGGUCAGUGACAAAUGGGAAUAUUUUGACAAGCAGCCACUGUGGCAGUGGGCCUGAGUACUGCCAGAAACUUGGCUAGGAAUUAUGGUGCCAAAGUUCUUGGAUGAGGGCAGGGAUGGAUAAUCCGACUGCAACAAGCACGGUUGAAUCCAGAGUACUUUGGGAGGUUGGGAGAAAUGUGGGGUCUGCAUUUUUCCAUUUCCUAGGAGUACCCAGAAACAUUGUCCCAAGCCUUUCUGAAGUUGGAGAACUAAGGGUUACUUAGAAGAUGGGGAUCAGCAUGGGAGUAAGUAGAGAAUGGGUUAGUGAAAUAGGAAGGAACCUGUGCAUUUUACCUAGAACACCCACCUUUCCAUCGCUUCCCCUCCCUCACCUGGGAUGUGCAGUCCCCACUUUGGUCACAACGUGGCGCCCUCACUCCGCACGGAUCCUGAGCCAAUGGUGGGCGCGGAGUGGGCGGCCUACCGGUACCAACACUUCCCACACUCGCCACUACGGGGAGCCCGCGGGGCCGCUCCAGUUAGUCGCAGUCGGCCAGAGGCUUCUGUGUGGCAAGAAGACAACUGAAGUGUGGAAAAGCUUGCCCACGAGCUUUUUGCCCACGGCACAAACACAUGGAAUCCAGAUGUGUCUCCUGUUAGGAGCACGUAUUCCGACCUGAGCUACUCUGCACAUGCCUCUUGUCUGCUAACAUGGAGCCCACGGUGCAGGAGGGUUUCUAGGGCACCAAGAGCUGUACCCUGUGGGGUCAGGGAUGGGCCUGAAUUCCCUUACAGUGACUGGCUGUAUUGCUGCUACCAACUUACCUAAGCUGUGUAUGUCUUGGGUUCCUUAGCUGAAGUAGAAUAACACUGCCAAGUUCAUGGAGUUGUUAGGAUUGAAAGAGGCACCUAGGGCAGUGAUUCUGAACUGGUGUAAGAAUCACGAGAAGGUUGUUGAAAAUAGGAUUCUGGCCCCACCAUCAGUCAUUUAGUAGUUCUGAAUGGAGCCCAGGAACCCAUCUUUCUAACCACCUUCCCAGGUGAUUCUGAUAUACAUGGUUCUCUGUUUGAGAAACUGACCUAGGACAUGCAAAGUGACCUACUUUAGUAUGCAUUAGUUCUUAACUCGGAGCCUAUGAGAGGGACAGUGGGGAUCUUGGGGCUGGGAUGACAACAGUACAUAGGCUUGGUCUCCAGAUGACUAUAGCCUUGAUGGAGAAGGAAGAGGUCUGGAGGUAAAGACAUAUAUUAAAGUUCAGAAUGGAUGUUUGAGACCUGACAACCUUGGAUAUACUAAGGGCCAUUGAUACUUGGAGUGCUGGCACCAGGGCUGAGGGACACUUGGUGGGGUGUGGGGGUGUGUUGGGUGUAAUGUGUUGUUGCAGGGAAUGGGGUCAAAGUGUACCUGGAGGGGAAGGAGCUGAGAGGAUGAGGUGGAGUAUAUUUGCAUUUUCUUAGGGGACCGGAGAUGGAGGUUUGUUAUAUCAUCAUAGGGCCAAGAAGACAUAGCAAUGGAGACUGCGAUGCUCAGUGAAGCCCCGUGGGGGCAGCCGUGAUUUGUGAUUUGUGAUGCAAUAUUGAACCCAUGCCUCUGACUAUUCCUUUUUUUUUUUUUUUUUAAGUAAGAGGGGAGGAGGAUGCUCCUUAAGAGCUUCUAGGGGGACUUUCCUGCCCCCAGGGGCAUAGGGUGUGUGUGUGUGUGUGUGUGUGUGUGUGUGUGUAGGAGAAGAUUAGCCUAUGCAAUGAAAUUCUGUCAAAAGUUCCUUUCUGGAUUUCAUGACUGAUUUUUUAGAAGAGUCACACACUUCUCAGGACACACUUGUCUCUUUCUCCACACACAUUGACCUGCGUAAUUUCUCUUGGGACUCAUUUCCCCAAAAAGGGGUACUUUUGUCAGCAGCUCAUGAGCAUGUGGAUGUCUGCCAACUGAAAACACCUUCCAGGAACUCCGAAGACCUUCCCGGAGGAACAUUCUAGAAAGAAUCCUCAAAUUUCAAAUCCUUGAACACUGGAGCUGGAACUUAGAUACCAUCUGAUGCAGUCUCCCUCAGCUUGGUCCUGGGGGAUAGACACCUUGUGUGGACACUGUGCUUUCCAAGCUUCUGGGGACCCCAGAGUUGGUGUGGAAGACAAGACUCACUCAUUACCUAGCAAAAAGGGAGACUUAGUAGAGUAGGGUUGUGGGUUCUGCUGGUAAACACUUAGGUCAGAGGUGGGUGAAUACCUACGAAAGAAGCCUCCUUAGAACAGGAAAGCUAGAGCUGCACCUUAAAAUGGAUGAUUUAUUUUUAGUUAUUUUUCUUCCGUGACUUUAUGAAAAAUAAAAAAUAUUGGAUGAGAGGGUGGGGCAUGGUGGUCUGCUACAGGGGCACAAAGUCACAGAGGCCUGGAUCCAUCUGAGGUCUGGAGGAUAGUAAAGAGACCACUUUGAUAAGAGGAUAGGUAGUGACCACUACUGGGGGAGAGAAGGGCAGAAAGGUAUGGCUGUAGCUGGAGGAUUGAGGCUAGAGGAGCAAAUUAGAGCACCCAAGGAGACAGAAAAGAAAACCCUGUACGGUAGCAGUCAUGAACAUGCCAAAGAAGGGCUUGCCAGGGAAAUGGAACCAAGGGAGUGGAGGUCACACAGGAGGAGUGGUCAGAGGCUUGAACUCUGAAUCAGACUUUGGUAUUGGAGUUGGGGAUGAGUAAGGUCAUUAAAAUCCGUGAUUAACAAGUCAGCAGGAUGGUAGGGGUUACAGAGUGAGUUGGUGGGGAAGAGAUCGGGGUAGCAAGUGUAGACAAUUACAGGUUAUUUCUUAAGAAAUACAUGGAGAACUGGAGACAGGCCUGUAUUUUGAAAAGCUACAGCAUAGCUUUGUUAGCCAGAGGUAGAGAAGCAAAUUUGUGGACAGAAGACAGAAGUCAUCAUUGGAGGGGGAAGAGAUUGAGGUCACUAGAAAGACUAGACACUGGGAAGAAACAAGUUCUAGAAGAGAAAAGGACAAUGAAAGCCUCAGGAAGAAAGGGGUGAAGUGAGGGACUCCAGUCAGACACAAGCUUUGAUUUCCUAAAAGCAGGAAUCCUGAUGGAGGUCAGCUUCUUCAAGUAAAGGUGGCUGGGAUGGGGCUGGUCUGGAGUUACAUAGAGGAAGGCCACGGAGGAAUCUAAGGAGCAGUCUAAUGUUUGACACGUUGCCUAAGGGGGCUGGGUCGCACUGGAGCUGGGCUGGAGUUUGUCUUGGGCCAGGUCUGAUGCUCUGCCUCUGGGAGCAGGGUGGAGCGAACAAGCUACAGUGUAACCUUCAGAUUACAACAACAGUGUCAGAAGCCUGGAGGCCAGGACACCAUGAGGGCAGUAAGGAGCCUUCCUGGGGGAAGGGAGGCCAGCUGUCUGGGCGUGACCUGUGAGGGCUUGAUGGAAGUUUUGACAGCCAUGCAGUGUGGGGGUCAAGGGCCUGGAUUCAAAUGUGAGGAAUUACUAUUAGUAUUUUUAAGUUUCUGAGGUGGGCUUUGAGUGGAGAGAACAUUAGGAGAUGCUUAAAGGGAGCAUUGCUUUGUGACAGAUACUGUUUUAUAUUAACAAACUUAAUCCUCACAAGAACCCCCCCCACACACACACACACACACCCCGCCAUGAAUUAGGUGCUAUUAUUGUUUCACAGAUGAGGAACUUGAAGUUCAGAGAGGGAAAGUAACUUGGCUGAAGUCACAUAGCCAGUUGGUGGCUUUUGAAUUUGUAUUUGAAAGUUUUUUCUGAAAAAAAAAAAAAAAAAAGAAAAGAAAGUUUUUUCUGACCCCAAAGCCUAUGUUUUCUACUGUCCCUUUUUAUUAGCUAAAUGGGUAGGUGACCUUAAGUAAGUUACUUAAUCUCUCCCUCAUUUUCCUCAUCUGAAAAGUGGGGGAUAGUAAUACUAUCUUAUAGGUGUUUGUGAGGUUUUAACGAAUAUAUGUAAAACAUUUAAAACAGUGUCUAGCACAUAGAAUGCGCUAUUGAAGAAGGUGUCAUUUAUUACCAUUAUUAUUGUUUUUUAUUUCUUACAGCCUCUUAACAAGAAGCUGAGGACUUUGAGGAAAGUGAAAGAAGGUCCUGGGGCAUAUUGGUCAUUUAGAGAGGGUCAAGUAGUGGGGGGGGGAAAGGUGAGAGAACAGGAUCCAGCCAGUGGUUCUCAGCGGGGGACAUGUUUAUCACAGUGGCCUGGGUUUUGUAGGCAGGAGCCAGGAGUGUUAACAGUAGGCAGUCACAUCCCAGUUGAGAAUGUGCAGGGGAAGUGCUGGAAAGGGUGCUUGAGAUUUUAACUCCUCAGAAGAGUAGCAGUUCCAGAGACUGGAGCAGGUUGAGCAAGUGCUGAGUGUUUGGAAUGAGCACAUACAUCUGUAGGGGACCUGGGAAGAAUCAGAUCCUGAUGGAGGCAAGGUUCCCUGGAGAGAAGGGUGACCACAAAGGUAGGCUGGGACCAAACCCCAGAAGGCCAAGCUGAGGGGUCUGGACACUGAGCAGCAGAGCUAGAGAGCUGUGGGGCUCUGGAUGAGGGGCAUGUUCUAUUUAGGAAGAUACUUAUACAGCCAGGGAAGAGGUUGGAUGAGAGGGGGAGAAUCUGAGGACUCCUUAGGGUAGUGGGGCCAAAACAUGGCAGGAAGGGCACAUAAACUGGACUGAGUUUGGGGUUGGAGUGAGCAGAUAAGUGGAAA
This is a messenger RNA of Canis lupus familiaris (dog), 18377 nucleotides long. RefSeq names its product hypoxia inducible factor 1 subunit alpha inhibitor (gene HIF1AN). Bases 156 to 1205 code for a protein of 349 amino acids. Gene Ontology annotation, biological process: peptidyl-aspartic acid hydroxylation; negative regulation of Notch signaling pathway. Gene Ontology annotation, molecular function: ankyrin repeat binding; peptidyl-histidine dioxygenase activity; [protein]-asparagine 3-dioxygenase activity. NCBI's taxonomy places the organism in Eukaryota, Metazoa, Chordata, Mammalia, Carnivora, Canidae. The transcript has 9 exons. Gene Ontology annotation, cellular component: cytoplasm; nucleus. The record is from RefSeq and is a predicted model, not a curated record.